UCCGCGCAGCCGGCCCCCAGCAGCCCCUCGCCGUCCCCAAGAGGACUUUGCAGCCUCCCUCUCUCGGCUGUCCGAGCGAGCCCCGCCGCAACCCGCGAGCCGAUGGAGUUGGACCACAGGACGACCGGCGGCCUCCACGCCUACCCCGCGCCCCGCGGCGGGCCGGCCGCCAAGCCCAACGUGAUCCUGCAGAUCGGUAAGUGCCGGGCGGAGAUGCUCGAGCACGUGCGGAGGACCCACCGGCACCUGCUCACCGAGGUGUCCAAGCAAGUGGAGCGGGAGCUGAAGGGGCUGCACCGGUCCGUGGGCAAGCUGGAGAGCAACCUGGACGGGUACGUGCCCACCGGCGACUCGCAGCGCUGGAAGAAGUCCAUCAAGGCCUGCCUGAGCCGCUGCCAGGAGACCAUCGCCAACCUGGAGCGCUGGGUCAAGCGGGAGAUGCACGUGUGGCGGGAGGUCUUCUACCGGCUGGAGAGGUGGGCCGACCGCCUGGAGUCCGCGGGCGGCAAGUACCCGGUGGGCAGCGACCCAGCGCGCCACACCGUCUCCGUGGGCGUAGGGGGUCCCGAGAGCUACUGCCAGGAGGCGGACAACUACGACUACACUGUCAGCCCCUAUGCCAUCACUCCCCCGCCGGCCGCCGGCCAGCUGCCGGGGCAGGAGGAAGUGGAAGCCCAGCAGUACCCGCCCUGGGCGCCGGGGGAGGACGGGCAGCUGAGCCCCGGCGUGGACACGCAGGUCUUCGAGGACCCGCGGGAGUUCCUCCGCCACCUGGAGGACUAUCUGCGCCAGGUGGGCGGCUCCGAGGAGUACUGGCUGUCUCAGAUCCAGAACCACAUGAACGGGCCGGCCAAGAAGUGGUGGGAGUACAAGCAGGGCUCCGUGAAGAACUGGGUGGAGUUCAAGAAGGAGUUCCUGCAGUACAGUGAAGGCACGCUGUCCCGGGAGGCUAUCCAGAGGGAGCUGGACCUGCCGCAGAAGCAGGGCGAGCCGCUGGACCAGUUCCUGUGGCGCAAACGGGACCUGUACCAGACGCUGUACGUGGACGCCGAGGAGGAGGAGAUCAUCCAGUACGUGGUGGGCACGCUGCAGCCCAAGCUCAAGCGCUUCCUGCGGCCCCCACUGCCCAAGACCCUGGAGCAGCUCAUCCAGAAGGGCAUGGAGGUGCAGGAUGGCCUGGAGCAGGCAGCCGAGCCCGCCGCGGAGGAGGCCGAGGCCCUCACGCCUGCCCUCACCAACGAGUCUGUAGCCAGCGACCGGACUCAGCCCGAGUAGAGGGUGCCGGCCCCGCCUGCCCGCCUGUGGCCCUCACCCACCGGGACUUUUGAGUGGGCCCGCCCCUGCAGGGGAGCCCUUAGUCUCCUCCUGCAGCCGGACGCUCACCUCGGCCUCCUAGCCUGACUCCAACAGACACGCGUGACCCAGAUGCGGGCAGUGUCCCCCAGACAGCCAAGGGGCGCCCCUUCCUCGCAGACCCAGCCCUCACCCUCCCUGCGUCUGUCUUCCCCGCUGGUGGACUGGCCUGAGUCAGCAACCCCGCCCUCCAUCCUCUCAGGCCAUAACAGUUUCCUUAUCCUGCUCAAUGCCUGGGCCCUCUGGGCACUCAGAAACCCAGUGUCCAAAUGGCACGGGCCGGCGCGCACCCAGCUCAAGGAACACCCCAGAGCAGAAGCUCAGGGGCCGCUGGUGCCCCCGCAGCCUGGGCUUCAGGGAAGCUACUUCUCCCGGCAGUCGCCGUGACCGGCUGGCACCCCUGCCGCCCCCCCCCGGGGCAGCUGGCCAGCCUCGGGCAAUGUGGCUCCCUCCCCCUGGAGGAGAGCCCAAGCUCAAGACGCAGCAGCAGCAGCAGUAGCCGCAAUGGCAGCAACAGACCUGGCGACUCGGUGCCUCCUGGCCACUCAGCACCAGUGGAGAGGGACAGAGCCCCGCAAUGACUCACCCACAGCAGGCGGCAGGUCCCCUGGGGCCUGAGUCCUCCAGCCCGGCUGAGGCAGCAGCCGGCCCUCAGAGCCAGGAGAGUUGACGACAGGUCUCCAGGCUCCCACAGAGCCUUUGCUGCUGUGCCCGGCACUGUCCCUUCUCCUCUCUCCCUGCAAGCUGCCUGCACGAGAGGAGAAACCUGAGACCAGAGGAGGGGGCCCAGCAGAGAGCUGGUGGUGAAGAGGGGCCAGCGCGAGGGCCAGGGCCUGCCACUAUGCCCGCCCCGCUGGCUGCCCACUGCCCGCCCGCCCCCAGGGCCGCUGCCUUCCCGGGCCUGGCCUGGCUCCCACCCCGGAGCCCCUGCCCGCUGCGCGGCCACCCUCUGCCGUUAGAGCUUCCGCCACGGCCGCCCCUCCCGGCGGCCCCAGGCCCAGCCCCAGGAGGCCCGGAAGCCUGUGCCCCUGGGGCUCACUCAGGCUCCCUGCCAGGCCCUGCCUUGGCCCUGGCCUGGACCCCCACUGCCCCAGCCACCAACUCCCUGGUGCUGGCCGGCCACCUGUGUCUGCAGCCCAAGCAGGCCUGGUUGGGGGCUCCCAGACUCGGGAGACCAGCUCCCGCAGGAAACUCUGCCUACCCCUCCAUCCCGUGUCCUGCCAGCGCCGCCCCCCGCCCCAGAUUUUAUUUUUGCACAUAAGCCAUAACCUGCCCUCCUCGGCUGGCGCAGGCUACGGGGAGGCCCCAAGGUCCUCAGGGGGGGUGUGGUCAAGUCCCUGCCCCCUGUGGAUCAAGCCUCGAAUGUCAGGCCAGGUCAUGUCCACCCUGCCACCUCACCUGAAGACAGACGCUUUUUCUAAGACUUUGUUAAUAAAACACUGAAACUUA
Messenger RNA from Cervus elaphus (red deer), 2802 nucleotides. RefSeq names its product activity regulated cytoskeleton associated protein (gene ARC). The transcript has 3 exons. The coding region runs from base 103 to 1275 and encodes 390 amino acids. Lineage: Eukaryota; Metazoa; Chordata; Mammalia; Artiodactyla; Cervidae. The record is from RefSeq and is a predicted model, not a curated record. Gene Ontology annotation, biological process: positive regulation of AMPA receptor activity; modulation of chemical synaptic transmission. Gene Ontology annotation, molecular function: mRNA binding.